GCAGUCAUCAGCUGUGAAUUGUGAAUAGGAAAAUUUCCUGUAGGUAGAUCUCAAGAGUCUUUGCUGGAAAUCUAGGUAUUUCAGUUAAAUUAUUGAACGAUUGAACAGCAGUAGCUGCGAUUGGCCAUAAAAUAAUAAUAAUUUGACGACAUAUCUGCCAGGUAAGAAUGCCUAAGAAGUUUGCAGGCGAAAACAGCAAAGCGGUUGCCGCUCGGCAGCGCAAGGAGAAUGAGAAGCAGGAAAAAGAUCAGAAAAUGAAGAAAAUGAUAGAAGACUCCGAGUGGGAGGACAAUGAUGAUAGAUUGAAAAAGAAGCAACAAAAAAAAGAAGAGCAAGAAAAGAAGCGUCUCGAGCAACUUCAGAAGAAGGCAGAAUCCAAGGCCCUUCUAGAGAAGGAGAUGGAAUCUAUAAAAAGCAAGGCGGCAGUUAUUCCACCAACAACAAAGAUAACCCGGGCACAGAUCACACAAAUGAAAGAGAAGACAAUCCGAGCAGAACCAGAGAAGCCUGUUCCCUCAAGAGUGGUGGUGGAGGAGCCUCCACUGGUAGAAAAUCUCAACAGAUUACAGAUUGAUGGAGAAGUGGCUCAGAGUGUUGAUGAGGCUAUCUCGAUUCUGACUGAUAAGACUGAUGCAGACAGGCAUCCUGAAAAACGCCUGAAGGCAGCCUUUACAGCUUUUGAAGAAAUCACCUUACCAAGGUUAAAGGCAGAGAAUCCCUCCCUGAGACUGUCACAACUCAAACAAAUGCUGAGGAAAGAGUGGCUCAAGUCACCGCAGAAUCCUCUGAACCAAAAUGUGUGAUUACGUUUGUAUAAGUACUCCCGAAAGCGCCGAAAAAACGCGGCAGCUGAUGCUUACGUUAUCCGCAUUACUUUGAAGCAUACAGUGCGGUCGAUGCGUGCUAUAACGUGAUGCGACGACGUCAUUCGUUAUGAGUGACGUCAUCGCAUUACGUUAUAGCAAAUUAAUGUUAGUUAUAAUAUUUUUUAAACAAAUCGUCUGGAACAUGCCCAUUCAUGUUUAAAAUGGUAUUGUAAGAAAAAAUAAAAGCAUGUCAACAUUC
Pararge aegeria (speckled wood butterfly) is the source of this 1065-nucleotide messenger RNA. Its product is annotated as coiled-coil domain-containing protein 124. Gene Ontology annotation, molecular function: transcription coactivator activity. Lineage: Eukaryota; Metazoa; Arthropoda; Insecta; Lepidoptera; Nymphalidae. The transcript is spliced from 5 exons. Gene Ontology annotation, cellular component: nucleus. Bases 168 to 803 code for a protein of 211 amino acids. The record is from RefSeq and is a predicted model, not a curated record. Gene Ontology annotation, biological process: transcription by RNA polymerase II.